AUGCCAGCAACUCCCCAGGCCGGGAGUAAUACCAUCACCAGCACCUCCAGUCACGAUCAUCAACGUUACGAACCAUCCGAAAGAAUUCAGAUUGAAAAAAAAAACAUGGACCCCAACACCAAUUCCACUCAACAGCGUUCAGCGGAAGACAUCCCACCUCCGGGCCCCGGUGGCCCUCCAGGAAAUAACCAGCCUCCCCCGCCGCCGCCCCCGCUGAACGAAACUUUCCCCCCUGGUGAAGACAGAUUAGGACCCAUGGUCAUUCUGCUCGUAGACCCGGGAAGCUUUCAAAUCCUCAACCUUGCCCAAGUGCCCGUAGAGCUGCGGGGAGAUGCCCUUGAUAUCAUGAGAUUGCUCCGCGCCAUGGACCAGUACGAAGUACCACCGGCCCCCCGGGCCAGAAUACCUAACUUGAGUGACCUGACCUUAAUAGAACCCAUGAUACAGACCCUCGAGCCCGAUGAUCAAGUGACCGUCCGCACAUUUUUCUCCGACGCGCACGCUGCAAUCACCGCCAGGCUGAUUCUCCCCCGUUCAACUUGGAAGUACAACGCUGGCGAGGAAAUGGGGGUUGCAUUCGGAGACAUAGCCCCGUUGCACCGGGUGUUCGCGGCCCUAACUUCCGAGUACGUGGAAGAAUUGAAUAGCUUCUUAGUCGCCCUAGCCCACACGGUGAGCAUCAAUAAUGUCGAUAGCCACAUAGAGCCGCACGAGCGCGGCAGAUUGCUUGUCCAGGCCUACUUGGAUGUGCAUACAGUAAUUCAUAGAUUCGACAUCGUCUCCAACGACCCGGCUAUGAGCCACAUGACUUCAUCACUCGCCUACCUUGCCACAUCAGUCAUCACUUCCACCUCCCUUGUCUUGAUGAAUGGCUACGAGGUACUUUAA
Molecule: messenger RNA, 888 nt
Organism: Puccinia triticina
Lineage: Eukaryota; Fungi; Basidiomycota; Pucciniomycetes; Pucciniales; Pucciniaceae
Exons: 3
Coding region: 1-888 (295 amino acids)
Source: RefSeq, a predicted model, not a curated record